UUUAGAAGAUUGGGUUCGAUCUCUCUCUCCGGUCCCUCUGUCCUCUGUUGUGUCCGGAGCGUAUAUUCUCCGUCUAACCUCGACAGUUGAGUUUUAUACCUUGACAAUUAGGGUAGUUUCAGAUACGUUUACAUUAUGUACGUAUUGAACAGUGAUCUAGAAUGACGACAUAAAACCGACAGUGAUAGGAUGAUGUAUGUACCAGUACAAGCUAGGAGAGGGAGCUAUAUACCGAGUGGGGAGGACGCACAACAACUUCAAAAUCAUUUUCACAUGGUAAAUGGUAGACGUGGAUCAACCAGAGAACUAAACCAGUGCCCAGAUAUCCGGUUAAACCACGGAAAUGACCCGGGAGAUGAACCCGGACACAAUCCUCUACAGCGAAGACGAUCUCUCCCUAAAACCCCGAAGAAGCAUCAGAACUCCGGGCAUAACGGUCACCAAUCAAACCAAACCAAACACAAUCAGAACCAGUCCAGCUAUAAUCAACAGUAUAGUUAUGAUACGGAGUUUGAAAGCCCGACACCAAGCAUGGUUUGGGAUGAAAAGCAACAGGCCUACAUACCUAAAUAUCAGAUAAAGAAGAACCAUUUUGAGGAUCAGUUCGAUCAGUACUUAUAUCAGUCAAGACAUAUCAGCACACCGGUCAUAAAGACUCAUGAGGCACCAGAACUGGUUCUAGAGGUUCCUUCAGAUAGUGAUUCAUCUAGACGUCCUAGUGGUGUAUCUAUCUGUCCUAGUGAUAGGACAGGACAUUCACAAUCCCCUAGAGUUAGCCAGGCCCGGAUAGAGAUCGAAGGAUUAGUUAUACCUGGAGCAGUUAGAAUUCAACGGAGAGCUUCGCAUUGUGGAGAACUUCAGUCUCCAGGAUCCAUGACACCCUUACUCCCAUCCUUACUCAAGGUGCCCCGGAAUAGGAGUAGAGGCCUACCUUGACCUUCUUAAAUACUCCUAGGUGCCCCGGAAUAGGAGUAGAGGAU
This is a messenger RNA of Eurytemora carolleeae, 980 nucleotides long. RefSeq lists its product as uncharacterized. Bases 190 to 936 code for a protein of 248 amino acids. Lineage: Eukaryota; Metazoa; Arthropoda; Copepoda; Calanoida; Temoridae. The record is from RefSeq and is a predicted model, not a curated record. The transcript has 8 exons.